This is a messenger RNA of Ochotona princeps (American pika), 1638 nucleotides long. RefSeq names its product ubiquitin carboxyl-terminal hydrolase 8-like. Gene Ontology annotation, molecular function: cysteine-type deubiquitinase activity. Lineage: Eukaryota; Metazoa; Chordata; Mammalia; Lagomorpha; Ochotonidae. Gene Ontology annotation, biological process: endosome organization; Ras protein signal transduction; protein K48-linked deubiquitination. Gene Ontology annotation, cellular component: extrinsic component of endosome membrane; postsynaptic density; dendritic spine. The annotation marks the transcript as partial. The transcript has a single exon. The record is from RefSeq and is a predicted model, not a curated record.
CAACCAGUCUGUGACAGGGGGAAAAGAUGCACAACGCCUGAAGUGCAGAAAAAGUCGGCGGGAGACUUGCCCCCUGCAUCAGUGACCAGAGAUUCAAGUUCAGGCAAGGCUCAACGAGAACCUUUGACAAGAGCAAGAAGUGAAGAAAUGGGGAGGAUUGUGCCAGGACUGCCUUCUGGCUGGGCCAAGUUUCUUGACCCAAUCACUGGAACCUUUCGUUAUUAUCAUUCACCCACCAACACUGUUCAUAUGUACCCACCGGAAAUGGCUCCUUCAUCUGCACCUCCUUCCACCCCUGCAACUCGUAAAGCCAAGCCACAGAUUCCUGCUAAAUGGGAUAGGGAACCGUCCAAACUGAAGCACUCCUACUCCUCCCCAGAUAUAUCCCAGGUCAUCCAGGAAGAAGAGAAAAGGAAGCCAACAAUGACUCCAACAGUUAAUUGGGAAAAUAAGCCGACAUCCUAUCCUAAAGCUGAGAUCUCGAGACUUUCUGCUUCUCAGAUUCGGAACCUCAAUCCUGUGUUUGGAGGCUCUGGACCAGCUCUCACAGGACUCUGUAAUCUAGGAAACACUUGUUACAUGAACUCAAUACUGCAGUGCCUGUGUAAUGCUCCGCAUUUGGCGGACUACUUCAAGCGAAACUGUUACCAGGAUGAUAUUAACCAGUCAAAUUUAUUGGGGCAUAAAGGUGAAGUGGCUAAAGAAUUUGGAAUAAUCAUGAAAGCUCUGUGGAUGGGGCAGUAUAGAUAUAUCAGUCCAAAAGACUUUAAAAUCACCAUUGGGAAAAUCAACGAUCAGUUCGCAGGGUACAACCAGCAAGAUUCCCAGGAACUGCUCCUGUUCCUCUUGGAUGGUCUCCAUGAAGAUCUAAACAAAGCUGAUAAUCGGAAGAGACAUAAAGAAGAAAAUAAUGAUCAUCUUGAUGACUUUAAGGCUGCAGAAUAUGCUUGGCAGAAGCACAAGCAGCUCAAUGAAUCUAUUAUUGUCGCACUUUUUCAGGGUCAGUUCAAAUCCACAGUACAUUGCCUCACCUGUCACAAAAAGUCCAGGACUUUUGAGGCCUUCAUGUAUUUGUCUCUACCACUAGCAUCCACAAGUAAAUGUACGCUUCAGGAUUGCCUUAGAUUAUUUUCCAAAGAAGAGAAACUUACAGAUAACAACAGAUUCUAUUGCAGUCAUUGCAGAGCUCGCCGUGACUCCUCAAAAAAGAUAGAAAUCUGGAAACUGCCACCUGUGCUGUUGGUGCAUCUGAAACGUUUUUCCUAUGAUGGCAGGUGGAAGCAAAAAUUACAGACAUCUGUGGACUUCCCAUUAGAAAAUCUUGACUUGUCACAGUAUGUCAUUGGCCCAAAGAACAACUUGAAGAAGUAUAACUUGUUUUCUGUUUCAAAUCACUACGGCGGACUGGAUGGAGGCCACAACACUGCCUACUGUAAAAAUGCAGCAAAACAGCAGUGGUUCAAGUUUGAUGACCAUGAAGUUUCUGACAUCUCUGUUUCUUCUGUGAAAUCUUCCGCGGCUUACAUCCUCUUUUAUACUUCACUGGGAUCACGAGCAACUGAUGUAGCCACAUAAGGAUGUGGCUCAUGACGUAGGUGAUGAGCUAGUUACUUUUUAAAAGGCUCAGCAACGCAACGG